AUGACGAUUUCCAUAACAAUCAAAGAACCAAAUACAGACUGCCCUCAUCCUCAGUGCACACAGUUACGUCGUAAGCGAAGACAAGUUGAAGCAAAUACCAUUGGAACUGUUGAUGUGGUAUCGCAAAACAUCGAAACGUUGGAUAUCAAUGUUAUACCGAACAAAAUAAUAGAUAACAGAACGGCUUCAAAUCCGCAACAAGCUGAACAGCUCUGUGUUAACAUCAUUUAUGUUUUGGUUGCGACAAUACCGUUGGUUACCUCAAUGGUACUUAUUAUGGUGGUAUUAUUGAUCAAAUUUGGCAGUUUAUCACUUCCAUAUAGGGGUAGUUUAGACUUUGCGAAAACUGUACGAUAA
This is a messenger RNA of Enterobius vermicularis (human pinworm), 357 nucleotides long. NCBI's taxonomy places the organism in Eukaryota, Metazoa, Nematoda, Chromadorea, Rhabditida, Oxyuridae. The record is from the annotation of a GenBank genome assembly.